AUGAAGAUCAUAACCUGGUUGUUAUACUUGAUCAAAAUAAAUAUAGUCCAAAUCAUAUUGAAUAAUUCAAGGAACCCUUCUAUUUCGUUGCAAUAUAUCCACAGCUCAAUAUUUGAUCACACACCUUCGAAAUGUACUGGUGAUACAUUGAAAGAAGAUAUAUAUAGUGCAGAAAGAGUUUGGAUGAACAAUAUCACCGACAUCCCUGUGGUGUCAAACGAAGAUUAUAUGUGA
This is a messenger RNA of Candida albicans SC5314, 234 nucleotides long. RefSeq lists its product as uncharacterized. The coding region runs from base 1 to 234 and encodes 77 amino acids. NCBI's taxonomy places the organism in Eukaryota, Fungi, Ascomycota, Pichiomycetes, Serinales, Debaryomycetaceae. The record is from RefSeq and is a predicted model, not a curated record. The transcript has a single exon.